Mercenaria mercenaria is the source of this 3059-nucleotide messenger RNA. Its product is annotated as PWWP domain-containing protein 2A-like. Gene Ontology annotation, molecular function: chromatin binding. Gene Ontology annotation, cellular component: chromocenter; nucleus. The record is from RefSeq and is a predicted model, not a curated record. The transcript has 2 exons. Lineage: Eukaryota; Metazoa; Mollusca; Bivalvia; Venerida; Veneridae. The coding region runs from base 213 to 2048 and encodes 611 amino acids.
GUUCAAGAAUCUUGCAAAUACUUUGCGUUGAAAAAUACAAAAUUGAAUAGAAGUUGUAUACAUAAUGUCAGAUCCAUAAUCUCGCUAAGUUUAGUCUUCACUGACCAUUUUCGUCGUGAAAUAUUGGGGAAAUUAAGGAUAACACAAAAUAUUUUAUGAAAAUUAACUUAGUGGCGUGUACGCAUGCGCAGAUCAGGUAGAAAAAAGAAAACAUGGCGACAGAGAAAAGAAAGUCUGGAUCAAUAUUUAAAGGGAUGAAACUGACUGUUCUUGUAGAAGAGAUGGUCAAUGACGUCUUAGUUGUUGUACUGGAACAUGGCUCAAAAGUUUACAGAGGAGUUCUCUUAGAUUCAAAUAAAAGAGGACUUCCAUCUGGAAUUUGCAGCGCAUUCGGUGGUUCCAAGAAUGACAAUUUUGAAGGAGGGGGCGACAACGGACUAGAUGGCAGUUCUGUGGACAAACCAGUGGACAUGCCAGCAAGCAUCUUUAGACACACUUAUUUUCCUAGCAUGCCUAAUUUAGCUACAGGCAUGCAAGCAGUGCCAGACCGUGCAUUUCCAAAACUUGGCAAUAACAGAACAACUAGAAAUAUUCGUCUACGCCCUAGACAAACACUGUGUAGUAAAUGUAAAUCAACAUGUUUAGAUUCUCAGAACGGACCUGUUCCAGUCACAUCAGCCUUAGCAUCUGCGGCAUCAAAACAACAAUUGUCUAGUCCAUCGAAGCAAGGAGCUGUUAAAAAUGAUACAAAAUCUAUAAGAAAAAGAGCCAGCACCAUUGACUUGGAGCCUAAACCUACUAAAUUGAUCAAAGUUCAUAGUGAAUCAUGUUUAAGCACAAAACUAACUCGUUCUAGUCCCUUUAUCAAGAUUUCAAUUGGUGAAACUAAUGUGAUGAAUAUUCCACCAAGAAUUCAUGAAUUAGAUCGGCAGAUAUCAUCUGACACAGAAAAGAGUGCAGAUGAAGAUCCCGGGGAGUUUGUAGAUUCUAAUGAUAUAGAUAGUAAAGAAAAAGUACACACCAAUAUAUACAAGAAAAUGUUGAGACAUUCCCAAGAGGAAAGAACAAGUUCAGAUGAAAAUAAGAAAAGUAGAAGCUCAGCAGCUCAGAGAAAAAAUAAAAAAUCAAAGCACAAGCCUAAAGAUUAUGAUGAGAGUGAUGGGGAUAUGCCCCCAAAUAUAAUCAUAACUGAAAAUAUUGACACAAGUGAGGAUAGUGAAGAUUUAAGUGAAAAUGAACCAAGGAAAUUAGAUAGAGUGAGACCAAGAUUAAUUUAUACAUGGAGGCAGAAUAAAGGUCUUUCACCAAUGCAUAGAUCUAAUUCAAAUGAAAGUUUGAACAAUCGUAGAUCUGAUUCACCUAAUGAACUCAUUCCUAGUCCAUUGGAGAACCUUGAUGGUACUCCAAUAAAUGAGCCAGAAGUAAAGACAAAUAAACGAAAGAAAAGUGCUCUGAAGGAGUACAAACUUAGGAGUCGAUCAAGGUCUCUAGACUCUAACCCAGAAUAUGAGAUUACGGAAGAUUCAGCUUACAUAUCAUACGAAGACCCAAAAUCUGUUUCAGACAGAAGUGAAGGGUGUUCUACAGAUGCAGACACUACCUCUGACUCUGACAAUAGUGAAUAUGGUGAUGGGCCACCUGGGGACGACCAUGUUGAUGCUUUCAAACCAUUAAUGAUGAAAAUACAUACCAGUAGUGUUUCAAAAUGUAGCAUUCCAGAUGGACGUAAAUUGCAAACUGGUGAUAUAGUCUGGGGUAAAGUGAAGGGUUUCCCUUGGUGGCCUGGGCGAAUUAUGACCAUAAAUGUUAGCCAAAAAGACAAUGCUGUAGUGAUAAGGCAGAUUGCUCAAGUUGCAUGGUUUGGCUCAUCAACCAUGUCACAUAUAUCGUGUUCAGAUUUGUAUCCAUUUCUUGAAGAUUUCAAAGUACGUUUUAACAGGAAAAAGCGUAGUACACCAUACCGACGUGCAAUUAAACAGGCAACAAUAGCGGCACAAAGUUGUCAUCCACACAGUGAUAUUGAUUUAGAGGAAUUUGAUGUGUCAUGAAAUUUUUUCGGUUUUUUUUUUAUAUAUAAUAUUCAGUAAUGAAAUUUAUUUGUAAAUUUGAUAGGGGACUUCCUGUACAUAUGCAUGUAGAUAGUAUAUAGAGGGUACAUAUUGACUGAAAAUAUUUUAAAGCGGUAACAUCCAAUAGUUUAUGAAAAUACUGAGUUUUUAAAAACCAAGAUUAGAAUGAUAACUUUCAGGUCAAACCUAAUACAUGUAAAUGCUAAAUCUGAACGUUGCUUUAUAGUUUUUGCUUAGAAAGUCAUUGAUUUGUAGAAAAGUUAUAUGUUUGAUUCACUUAAUCCUUAAGACUAAGAGCAUGUUGAAGACCCUUGAGACAUAUAUUGUUUGAACUGUUGCCUAUCCUUCAGUCCAUCAGACACUCAUGUAUACUCAACUCCUCCCACAGAACUUUUUCGUCCUAUUGAUAUGAAACUUGGUAUACGUCAUCAGCAAGAAGUUGACAAACGCAUAUCUUCAGUAUUUUUAAGUUAUUUUUGAGUAACGGCCCUUUUUGCACUUUGAAAUAUUGCAACUACAUCAAAUAUUGUGUACACAACUCCUCCUUUAGUUUCCAUCCAGUUGAAAUGUAACUUUGUAUCGUCAGUGUGAAAUGGACAUAGGCCUUCUUUUUUAGGAUUUCCAUGUCCGAUUAUUUUUCUAGAGUUAGGCCUUGAAAUAACUUGGAAAUACUACAGCUACAAACAUUUCAAGUUGGACCAAAUUCUAUAAAUAAUACACAUUCUCUAAAUAGGAUUUGGCUCUUACAAUAUACUUGUCUCAUUUUUUAUUUCCUAGAAAAUUUGCUAAUUUCAGCUGAUCUGUCAAGCUCUCAUUGCAGGCGCCAUUUCGUCUGUGCUUCGUUUUACCUAAGCACUGUGUCAGGGUCGUCUAAACUCUCCAUACGCAAAAUGUUUUAGAUUUUACUGUUAUUGCAAGCAUUUCAGUGUUGUUUGGUGCCUCUGCACUUCAAGGAGUACACAAAAACCUGACAAAAAGUCUUGUGUAUGG